UUAAGCCCAAAAUCUAGAACUAGUUGUGAAGUAAAUAUAAGUUGGUAAGAGAGAGAGAGAGAGAAAAAGAACAGCCCGGACCCUUAAAUUUAAUUGGUGUUUCCUCUCUCGUAUCAAAAAGUUUACUCUCCCUGUCACUCAAUCUCAAAAGCUUUUUCUCCGGUCUUAAAGUCCCCUCUGUCUCUUAUUUAUCUGUCCAUACCACCUUCUUUUUGCAGCAAAUCUAACUUUUCCCAUUUAUUGUAAUCUCUUCUUGAGGGUUUCAUUUUUAAUUCAGAAGGAAAAAAUGACGACUACUUCUGUGAAGAACAACGUGUUACCUCCUGGCUUGGUUAGCAAUCUCCAGGAAGUUCUUCUUACUAGAAAAGGAGGAAACAACGGCAGCAGCAACAACAACGAUGAACAACAAAAGGAUGAUACUUUUGGUGGUGAUUCUACUGAGCCAUCUACUUCUACUUGUAAUGAAAAGGCUGCUGAUGAAAACGACAGCUCUAAGCCUGUCGUUUUGGUUACCAACGGGGAAGGAAUUGAUUCCCUUGGCCUUGUUUAUCUCGUUCAAGCUUUGGUCCGUUCAGGCAUCUACAAUGUCCAUGUUUGCGCCCCUCAAUUGGACAAAUCUGUUUCGAGUCAUUCCAUGACUGUCCGAGAAACAAUUACUGUUACUCCAGCAGAAAUAGAUGGUGCCACAGCUUAUGAAGUAUCAGGGACUCCUGUGGAUUGUGUCUCCUUAGCAUUGUCUGGGGCGCUGUUCUCAUGGUCAAGGCCAAUGCUGGUAAUUAGUGGAAUCAACCGGGGAUCAAGCUGUGGUCAUCACAUGUUUUACUCAGGUGUUGUGGCUGGAGCUAGAGAAGCAUUAAUUUGUGGUGUACCAUCAUUGUCAAUAUCGCUGAACUGGAAGAGGGAAGAAAGCCAAGAAAGUGAUUUUAAAGAUGCAGUUGCUGUUUGUUUACCCUUAAUAAAUGCGGCCAUUAGAGAUAUUGAAAAGGGUGUUUUCCCUAAGAGUUGCUUUCUAAGUAUAGAAAUUCCUACUUCUCCUUCUGCAAACAAGGGUUUUAAAUUGACCAAGCAAAGUGUGUGGAGAUCUGCUCCAAGUUGGCAAGCUGUUUCAGGUAAUCGGCAUCCUUCUGCUGCACAUUUUAUGUCAAAUCAUCAACGUCUUGGGAUCCAACUUGCACAGCUUAGCCGAGAUGCAUCUGCUGCUGGUGCUGCUCGCCGCUUGACCACACAAAGGAAUAAUGUGGAGAUAGAGUCUGUUGGGGCUGUUAAAUCUGAUGCAAAUAAAGUGAAAAAGUGCUUCCGAAUGGAGUUUGUAGAUAAAGAACAGGAAGACACAGACGAGGAUUUGGAUUUCAGGGCACUUGAUAAUGGAUUCAUUGCAGUAACUCCUUUAUCGCUUUCCCCACAAAUUGAAUCAGACGUCCAAACAGCUGCGUCAGAUUGGAUCUCAGGCAUGCUUCAAGGAGAGCAAUAGAACCUUGGAACCAACAUAAAAUUUUAGUCAGUCAUUUGUAUACAGCUGCAGGAGCUAUUACGUUUUGUCAUCAAUUGAUUUGUGCUUUAUUAUUCCCUUUUCUUUUCUUUUUUUUUUAAAGGGGGUUUUAAACAUCACUAAGUUGGGUAUCUUGGUUUAAGGGAAUAGCCUGGUCUAAAUUAUAUGA
Messenger RNA from Durio zibethinus, 1658 nucleotides. RefSeq lists its product as uncharacterized. The record is from RefSeq and is a predicted model, not a curated record. NCBI's taxonomy places the organism in Eukaryota, Viridiplantae, Streptophyta, Magnoliopsida, Malvales, Malvaceae. Gene Ontology annotation, molecular function: nucleotidase activity.